UAAUUGUAACUAUGGAGUAAUUCAUUUGAUUCCUGACCAUUUUAUGUCAAAUUGAAAAUAGUCAAACUGUCAUAGUUAAAUUAAUACAUCAUCACCAAAAAUUUGCAGUAAAUGGCCGAUACAGAUACGUUAGUUCUGGUCACCGUUAUUUUUCGGCAUGGUGAUCGCACCCCUGAUACAUUAGACACAUUUCCAUUGAAUCCAUAUCAAAACCAUACAUUCUUUCCUUAUAAAAAUGGAGAAGUUACUCAUAAAGGUCAAGAGCGAAUGAUAAACAUUGGCAAUGACCUGCGUAAACGUUACGAAGCCUUCCUGGGCGAUGUAUUCUACACGGACAUUGUGGAAUCCACCACAUCCAGCUAUACGAGAUGUCAAAUGUCUCUACAGUGUGUCCAUGCUGGGCUUUUCCCACCAAAUAUUAAAACGGGUAUACCAUGUAAAGGCCUUUUAUGGCAAGCCGUCCCUUUUAAAAUUAUCCCGUUCGAAACUGAUAAACUAAUAUCCAUUCACAUACACUGUCCUAAAUUAAUUCAAAACAUUAAUCCUGAACGCAUCCCGCAAGAAGAUAAAGAAUUAUUAGAAUAUAUUCAAGAACACAGUGGUUUUGACAAAUUGGAAUACCUGAGCGCCAUGCGAGUUUAUGACAUUUUUAAAACAUCGCUCGAAGCAGGUCUUGAACUGCCAGAUUGGGUGAAACCAAUCUGGCCGGAGCAACUUAGGAACAUAGCUUACAAAUUCUGGUUGCAUUUCCAAAACAAACGACGUGCUAUUGCAGCAGGACCUAUGAUAAAACAAAUCAUUGAUCAAGCAAAAACAAAAAUUUCGGAAAUUCAUGACCCGCAUGGAAGGAAAAUGUAUCUUUACGCUGUGCAUGAUAUGAACCUUCAUGCUUUGCGAGGAGCAUUGAGCAUUUGGGACGAUCAAACCGUGGAAUAUGGAGCCCACUUAAUUUUUGAAUUGCAUAAUAUUGACGAUGUUUAUGGCUUUAAAAUAUUCUUCCAAAAUAGUUAUAAUGAACCAAAAUUGAUGACCAUUCCUGGUUAUGACGAUUUUAUAACAUUAGAAGAAUUUGAAAACUAUACUGAGGAACAUUACGCACCGGGAUGCACUUGUGAUGAUAUUUAAAGAAAUCAAUCACUACCUAGAAACAAAUUUCAAUACAUCAUUCCACACAUUAUAAAAUAA
Messenger RNA from Dalotia coriaria, 1185 nucleotides. RefSeq names its product venom acid phosphatase Acph-1-like. The record is from RefSeq and is a predicted model, not a curated record. NCBI's taxonomy places the organism in Eukaryota, Metazoa, Arthropoda, Insecta, Coleoptera, Staphylinidae. Bases 112 to 1125 code for a protein of 337 amino acids. Gene Ontology annotation, biological process: dephosphorylation. Gene Ontology annotation, molecular function: phosphatase activity. The transcript is spliced from 6 exons.